Messenger RNA from Brassicogethes aeneus, 549 nucleotides. The record is from the annotation of a GenBank genome assembly. Lineage: Eukaryota; Metazoa; Arthropoda; Insecta; Coleoptera; Nitidulidae.
AUGGGUAACGUGUUUGCCAAUCUAUUUAAGGGCCUUUUUGGCAAAAAAGAAAUGAGGAUAUUAAUGGUAGGAUUAGAUGCGGCCGGUAAAACUACAAUUUUAUACAAACUUAAAUUAGGAGAAAUUGUAACAACUAUUCCAACAAUUGGUUUCAAUGUAGAAACUGUAGAAUAUAAGAACAUCAGCUUUACAGUGUGGGAUGUGGGUGGUCAAGACAAAAUUAGGCCUUUGUGGAGACACUAUUUUCAGAAUACACAGGGACUCAUCUUUGUGGUGGACAGCAACGAUAGGGAACGUAUCGGCGAAGCGAAGGACGAGCUGAUGCGUAUGCUCGCCGAGGACGAGCUUCGGGAUGCCGUGCUUUUGAUUUUCGCCAACAAACAGGAUCUGCCAAAUGCGAUGAACGCAGCGGAAAUCACCGACAAAUUGGGCCUGCACUCGCUCAGAAAUCGCAACUGGUACAUACAGGCGACGUGCGCAACGAGCGGCGACGGCCUCUACGAGGGACUCGACUGGCUGUCCAAUCAAUUAAAGAACGCCAACCGUUAA